Molecule: messenger RNA, 618 nt
Organism: Effrenium voratum
Lineage: Eukaryota; Dinophyceae; Suessiales; Symbiodiniaceae
Source: the annotation of a GenBank genome assembly
AUGGGUGUGCAAGGCUUGUGGGAUUUAGCUUCACCUGCGGGGCAGCGGGUGAAUUUUACUGCCCUGGAGAACAAGGUGGUGGCCGUCGAUGCGAGCAUUUGGAUGUACCACUUCCUGAAGGCGAUGCGAGACGAGAAAGGUGACAUGGUGAAGGGCGCGCACUUGAUUGGCUUCUUUCGGCGCAUUUGCAAGCUGCUGUACCUCAAGAUCCGCCCUGUCUUUGUUUUUGAUGGCCCUCCUCCUGCCUUGAAGUGGAAGACUUUGAGGCUGCGAGCACAGCAGCGGGCCUCGGAGGAGAGGCAGAGGCGCAAGGUGGUGGAGCGCCUGCUGCGGAACCAACUGCAGCAGCACCUUCUCCGUGCGCGGGCGGAGGCGGGGGAAGCUGCGCCGGCCGGGGAGCCCGGCGCGGCUUCGGCGCCAGAGGACGCCUUUCCGGAUGCGCAGGCUCAGGAGUCGGAGAUGCAGACAGAGGCCCAAUCAGAGUCAGAGGACCGUCUGUUGCAGAGGCCCCGCCGCGCCGCCGGCGCCGCGUGGGUGUGGUGCCGGGCUUCCAGACCUUCGCGAGUCGUCGGGGCGUGGCGGAGGUGGUGGUGCCGGAGCUGCCGCAGGAGCCGCUGA